UUUGGCGAUCCAUUGAGAGGAGGGUUUUAAAAGAGGCUCCUUUGUGCCAUCUCUGGACAGAUUGGGGGUCUAUUCAUUUGCAUCUCAUUAGCUAUGCAGGCGGCAGGCUCCAUAUAAAGAGGCAAUACCCUCCUAAUGCUUUAAUUUGCUUUUUCUGUUUGUGGGACAUCAAGCCAAGAGACAGACCUGAGAAGACUCUUAACCAACUGGAAUUAAACACUGGGACUUGGAACACUUACUAUCAAGGAAGACAUUUUUAUUCUUCACGUUUAUUUGGAUUUUUAUAUGAUUUUAAAAAACAAAAACAAAACUGAUUCUCUAUUCACUAUGGGCCUGAAGAUGAAGUAAAGGUGGAUUAGAAAAUCAUUCUACGAUUUAAGUCUUUACCUUAACUCCAGUCUCCACCUUUCUUGCUAUUCAUAAUAUCUGUCACUCGAUCAAAGGGCGUAUCUAUAUAUAUAAAAAACAGAUUUGAAAAGGGAAAGCCCAGAUCUGAGACUAGCAGUGUAUGCUAGGACAAGCCUCUGGCACCCGGAUUGCAUGAUACAGUCUGCUGGAACAGCCUUCUGACACCCUUAGCAGCUCUGCCAGGCUACUAACCAGUCAGCAUGGGACGCCAAUCCACACUGAGCCUCAUCAUUCUCUGUGCCCUGCUUCACCAGGUAAGGCUGCCUCUGCUAUUACUAGCACCGCUCAUACUGUUAGUCAAUGGAUAUGAAGCAGUGCUGCGGUCUAUGGGGAAAGAACCUGCUACCUGCGGCUUCUAAUUCGAUUGGAAUGGAUUCUACUGAGUGUUCUACCUCAUGUCACAUUUAGUCUGUAUACAUUAUGCGUGCAUACAUUCACAGUAGCUAAACACACAUGCACACUGCUUAUAUAUAUAUGUAUUUUUAAGGCAUUCUUUAGCGGACAUGCAUAUAUAUGUGUGUGGGUGUAUUGACCCACCGUUGAUUUGCGCUAUAUCUUGACAUGUGGGAUGUUUUAUUCCAUGUAGAUCUCUUGCUCUGGACUCUUCGAGUUGAAGUUGCAGGAGUUUAUCAAUAAAAAAGGUCUGCUUGGGAACAAGAACUGCUGCCCAACUGGGACGUCCGGACUGUCCAGCUCCCAGGGGCUGCAACAGUGCGAGUGCAAGACCUUCUUCCGGAUUUGUCUAAAACACUACCAGACCAGCGUGUCCCCGGAACCGCCGUGUACCUACGGCAAUGCUAUCACCCCAGUGCUGGGGUCCAAUUCCUUCAAUGUUCCCGACAGCAGCAGCUCGGAUCCAUCAUUCACUAACCCUAUUCGAUUCCCUUUCGGAUUCACCUGGCCUGUGAGUGAUCACUUUGCAAUGCUUUUACAGAGGGAUAUGUAUUUAUAUAUGUAUUUUCUGGGCUAUGUCAGACCUUUUUGUUUAUUGCUAGCUUACAUAUACACAAUUAUGUUUACUAGUGCUGGCUGUAAAACGCUCAAUGUGUUUCUUUGCCCAAGAGAAACUGGCUGUCAAGAGUUAUAGAAUUCUAAUGGGAUACAUUUUUACAAGAAGCUGUGCAACUGCGUGGUUGUAUGCUAUUAUGUGCUACUUAGGUGAGCAGUGCCUCUAAAAGUGAUAAGUGUAUUAUUUGUUGAGGUGGGUGAAGACAGCAGAGUCUGGCGGCUGGUGAUCAUGCUAGAGUAUACAGAUAACAGUAGCUGAUAAAACAAAAAAUCUGUCUGCAGGGUGGGAUAAGAUUACUGGAGGUGAAAUAAACUCCUGGAUGAAAGAAGUGGUGGCAAAUCAGAUAAAGGCUGAUGGCCUCAGGGGAGGGUUACUUUAUGUGGUUGGGAGAAGGGAGGGGGUUACAGCUGUCUAUACCCUAAGGUGAUGUUUAGUAAGCAAAGCUCAAAGAUAUCCGAAUGAAAAGCCGAGAUUUGUAUGGGAAGGGCGAAUAUAUGGAGAAAACAAGUAUUUUUUAGUAGUUGUUUUUUGUUUGUUUUUUAACAUCUCAAAACGGAACAAGUGUUACGGUGUGGGAAUCGUCACUGCUACUUUUCUUUCCCUCUUGUCUUUGGACCUGGUAGUAUAAUUGUCAGCACAGCGUGAAAUUCCCUAAAGGAUUCAUUUUACAGCUAUCCUCAAUGUGUGAAACUGGGGAAAUUAAGCGUGAACAUUAAUGACAACAGGUCUGCCAGACUUUCUGAUCAUUUUUGUUCUUAAAUAAAAAAUAAAAAUAAAAAAAAAUUAAAAAAACCCUUUCAAUUCAUAUAGCAGACAAAGGGUUAAUGCAAGAACAUACAAAUAUAUAAAUUUUUUACCUCCCAAAAAAUAAUUAUCCAACAAUGAAUUGCUGGCUAUAGACACUUCAUAUGUGUAUUUCAGUAGCAAAUCAAGAGUUAAAAUAUGCUGAAUAAUAAAACAAACAAACUAAAAUGCAGAUACCAGGAAAUAACUUAUAAAGUCCACCCAUUUCCGUAGGAAAAGUGAAUACAUUUAGCCAGCAAAAGGUACUGACAGAGCCUCCUCUAGCCAGGGAGUAGACUCCACUGUGUGAUUUAUCUAAAUCUCUGAUCAUUUUGUAAGUUUGCUAGCUAUACUUUUGUGAGAAUUUGCGGAUUGUUUUAAAUCUUCCCUUCCUUUUUUUUUGCGCAGGGUACAUUUUCUCUUAUCAUUGAAGCACUACAUACAGAUUCUUCAGAUGACCUCAGUACAGGUAAGAAUAUAUAAACUGUCUGAGCGAUUUUAUAUCUUGAGUGAUAGACUUGGAUUGUUUAUAACUCUAUUAUAAACUUCAUUUUCUGACUAGUUUUGUUAAUUUCCUGAGACAAUGAAGCCUUUCACUGCAAGAUGUGAAAUGGAGACACUGCACCAAAUGUUUAUCAAAGCACAGUUACAAAACCCUCCAUGAUUACAUGUGAGGCCCUACAAUGAGGUGAGAAGGAUUUAACACCUUUCUUGAAGCUUUGAUCUGUUUGGUGGAGUGAAAACCAUGAAUGAUUUUGCCAGUGAUGUGUAAAUUGUUUAACUCACAGUUACAUAGCAUGUAAUUGGUGUAUUAAUCCAAGUGUGAUAUAAUAAUAAAUGAUGCUUCAAAUGCUAUGUUAUAUUUAAACUGUAAAAUCAUAUCUAUAAGUAUAUCACAAAACAUGAAUAACCAAAUGUCCUUUGCCAUUUGCGCAUCCACUGCAAUUAAUCCUGUUUUUGUUCUUUUUACAGAGAACCUAGAUCGUCUGAUCAGUCGUCUCACCACCCAGAGGCACUUGACUGUGGGUGAAGAAUGGUCUCAGGAUUUGCACAGUAGUGGCCGAACCGAGCUCAAGUACUCAUACCGCUUUGUGUGUGAUGAACACUACUAUGGAGAAGGUUGCUCUGACUACUGUCGUCCCAGGGAUGAUGCUUUUGGUCACUUUUCUUGUGGUGAAAAGGGAGAAAAAGUCUGUAACCCAGGAUGGAAAGGACAGUACUGCACUGAACGUAAGUCCUGUGACACUAAAAGUAAACAUGCUGUAAUUGUGCUAGUUCAAUGUAAAAGAAAACCUGCCUCUUCUUAAACAGCAGUGUUUUUGUAGAAACCCAAUAUAAGGAAGCAGAAAAUUUCCUGUGUUUCAUUGCUUGUUUUCACACUGAUCUGGUUUAUAGAUGUAGCAUUCAAACUCUUACAUCUUAUAUACAUGUUUAUUUCAUAGGUAUACUCAUUACUCACAGUCACUUCUUUAUUGUUCUGUGUACCAUUUGUGCACCCAGUGUCACAUUGCUGUGUAAAUUAUGCACUGCCUGCUUAAAAAGCUUGUCUUAAGCAAGGGAAGUAGGAAGACCUCCUCCCCCUUCCCCCACUGUUCUUUGUGAGUCUGGUGCCCCUCAUUCUUCUGGGAACUUUGGACCAUUUAUUUGAAUGAUAAUAAUAAUGAAAAGUUUGAAGAGAAAUCACACGCGUGCCAUAGAUUAGAUCUUUACUGUGAUUGGAAGGAGAGGGAGCACCCCUGUCUCUGACUGGCUAAAGGGAGUGAGGUAUUGUUGCAGAAGGGCAGCUGCUGAGAGAGAAUAGACAAUAGAGCAGCUGUCCUGUACUGGCACCCUGCACACCAGCUGUCCACUCUUAUCUGCACACACUCCCUGGGAUAUAAGGGGUGGAACCGUGUGUAUAGAAUUAGAGAAAAAAAGGACUUCUGACCCUCAGUGGGAAAAAAGUGUGUUUAAAGGGGGAGGGGAAAUGAGGAUUGUGAGCUCUCUUUUGUCUGUGUGUAAAUUUAUUAAAGAGAAUGCUUGUUUGCGAGUGACCAAUAAAGUAGCCAGUUAUCACACAGGAUCAGUAACUCAACAGUAUGUGGAGAUUAUCUGAUUUGUUAUUAACACUGCUGAACAACAUCAUUAUGUUUUGUGCUGCUAGUGACAGAUUUUGGUGUUUAUAUUGUGUUUUUUUGUUUGUUUUUUUACAGCCAUUUGUUUACCUGGAUGUGAUGAACAUCAUGGAUAUUGUGAUAAACCUGGGGAAUGCAAGUAAGUUUCUAUUUAGCUAAACAUUUUCUUCUUUUUCUUUCUCUCUCUCUCUCUCGCUCUCUCUCUCUCUUUUGACACACUGGUAACUGAUAUGUAACUGUAUCUAUGUUGUUUUUUCUGUCCAGAUGCAGAGUUGGUUGGCAAGGUCGCUACUGUGAUGAAUGCAUUCGCUACCCGGGAUGUCUGCAUGGGACCUGUCAGCAGCCCUGGCAAUGCAACUGCCAGGAAGGUUGGGGCGGCCUUUUCUGCAACCAAGGUGAGCUUGCAUUUUUUACAGGCAAUACGCAGCAUGUGUAAAUCACCAUUUCUUAAAUUAUGGAAACUGUGAGUUUGAAAGAAUACCAUGAAGCACAUUUUAAUAUUUCAAUUUUCUUCCUACAGAUCUUAAUUACUGCACUCACCACAAACCUUGCAAGAACGGAGCUACUUGCACCAAUACUGGUCAAGGAAGCUACACUUGCUCCUGCCGUGCUGGGUACACAGGGUCCAACUGCGAGAUUGAAAUAAAUGAAUGUGAUACAAACCCUUGCAAGAAUGGAGGCAGCUGCACUGUAAGUAUACUUGGCUUAAUAGAGGCACAAUUAACAUAUUUUGAUUUAUACACUAAUUAUGGUGUUUAUAUAUGAAACAGCAGGCGGUAAUGAGUUAAGAAACAAGCAUGCAAAAUAUAGGCUAAUAUAUCCACGUUAGAAAAAAAAAUAUAUAAUUCAUUUAAAUUGGAGGGUUUUUCAACUAUGCCUUUUUUUUUUUACAUUUUUCAUCUUGCAAGCGAAAUAUCAUCACACCAUGAGGCACUUUUUUGUGUAAAUAGUUCCCACUGCUGAACCUUUUUUGCACAUUUACAUAUAUGUGUUUCAAAGCACAACCCAGAAAACUGAGAAUUACCUGAUCUGACAUCUGCAUUUUUCUUUUCAUGUGUUGUGAUAUCAAAAAUAUAUACAGGGAACGUACAUGCUUUACCUACGAUUGCCUCACAUGUAAUACAUUUAACACUGUAAUAUAUAUUUGAGAAUACUGCCUAGAAUAUUGAUAAACUUAUGUUAAGUGGUCAACAACUUAAAAGCAGUAAUCUAUAUGAAACAAUUGUAGAAAUCACAUUUCACUUAAAUGCAAGGGUUAUUUCAGCUUAUCUGGUGAUUAAUGUAUAAGCAGGGUUAAUAAGUAUCCAGAUUAGUUUUUUUCUGCUGUGUUAAACCCAUGUCACAACUUCUUCCCCUUUGUUUUGACAGGACUUGGAGAAUAGUUAUUCAUGUUCCUGCCCACCAGGUUUCUAUGGUAAAAACUGUGAGCUCAGUGCCAUGACCUGUGCGGAUGGACCAUGCUUUAAUGGUGGGAGGUGCACUGAUAAUCCAGAUGGUGGAUACAGCUGCCUUUGCCCAGUGGGAUACUCUGGAUUCAACUGUGAGAAGAAAAUUGACUACUGCAGCUCUAACCCAUGUGUAAAUGGUAAGUUAAGACCACAGUUUAAUUGGCUGCACCAUCCAUCCAAUCUAACAGUAAUAUAAAAUAUACUCUAUAAAUUCUCACACCUUCAUUUAAAAAGUUCAAGAAUUGUCUGGCAAAAUCGUAACCAGACAAAGUCAACCACUAUGGGGAGAUUUAUCGAAUUGUUCUGUUCUAAAAAGUGGUGCAAAAAUGUAAAAGGAGAGUAGUCACCUAUGCAACGUGCCUGCUGGUUCCACAGUGAUUGCCCCACUUUUAGUACUUUAGAACAGAACACUUUGAUAAAUCUCCUCCAGUGACUCUUUCUUUCUGUGAGCAAAAGGUGACAUGUAAGCAAGUUUAUGAUUUAAUGUAUAACAUGCAGUCAAUUUAGAUAAAUGUGCAUUUAUUAACCUUUUUGUUACUUGGCUGUGUUACAGGUGCUCGCUGUGAAGAUCUUGGAAAUUCCUAUAUAUGUCAGUGCCAGGAGGGUUUCUCUGGGAAGCACUGUGAUGAUAACUUGGAUGACUGUGCGUUGUUUCCAUGCCAGAAUGGUGGAACAUGCCAAGAUGGGAUUAAUGACUACUCUUGCACCUGCCCUCCUGGGUACACUGGAAAGAACUGCAGUAUGCCAGUAAGCAAAUGUGAGCACAAUCCAUGCCAUAAUGGGGCAACAUGUCAUGAGAGGAAUAACCGAUAUGCCUGUGAGUGUGCUCGAGGCUAUGGGGGUCUUAAUUGUCAGUUCUUACUCCCUGAGCAGACCCAGGAGAGUACUGCUGUUGUUGACUUCACCGAAAGGUAUACAGAUGGACAGAAUGGACAGUUUCCAUGGAUUGCAGUGUGUGCUGGCAUUAUCUUGGUGCUGAUGCUACUGCUAGGCUGUGCUGCUGUGAUUGUCUGUGUGCGAAUUAAGGCACAGAAGAGACGCCAGAGUCCUGGUACUUGUCAUGGAGAGGCAAAGACUAUGAAUAACUUGGCAAACUGUCAGAGAGAGAAAGAUAUUUCUGUGAGCAUCAUUGGCACUAGCCAGAUUAAAAACACUAAUAAGAAAGUGGACUUUCUCAGUGAAAGCAAUACUGACAAAAAUGGUUACAAGACCAGGUACUCUACUGUGGAUUACAAUUUGGUUCAUGAGCUGAAACAUGAAGAAUCUUCAAAGGAGGAUCGUAGGAAAUGUGAGGCCAAGUGCGUCUCAAGCGACUCCGAUGCAGAAGACCCACCCUCAGUACAUUUAAAAAGGUAUGCUUACUGAUUUUUAAAUCUUUUAUUCUUAAGUAUUAUGUAUUCUUUCUGAUAUGUCUGCAACAAUAACUUUGUACUAACUUUUUAAAAUGUAUUACUCUUAGUGAUUCAUCAGAAAGAAGGCGAGCAGAUUCUGUCUACUCCACAUCAAAAGACACAAAAUAUCAGUCGGUAUAUGUCAUAUCAGAUGAAAAAGAUGAAUGCAUCAUUGCAACUGAGGUUAGUAUCCACUAAAUUGUUUCACUUUUCGAAAACUAUUAUUAAAAAUUGACAUUCACAAAUGAAUAGGAUAUGCCACAGCGUUUUCAUCAAGAGACAUAUAGAGCAUCAUAAAACACAAGAGAAUUUCAUACUUUAACUGAACUGGAAAUUUUGCUACUUGUCUGCUUUCCAGCUCAUCUAUUUUGUUUGAAAAUGUGUAAUAAAUUAGAUUUGCAACAAAAACUUGCUAGUUUGGGUGUCUUUUGCUUGUUACAUUUCAGUUUGUCACCCAGUCCAAAAAACAUGAUGUUGCAUUUAUUUUAUUGUAAUAAUAUAUUUAUGGUAAUAUGUCAGUUCUGUUUAAAAUUUGUUCAGUAGUUCGUCUUUCAUAUGCUAAAAAGUGAGAAAAUGACCUAUUAUUUUCCAUGUAAGACAUUUUUUAAAAUAACGCAUAAAUAAACAUAAAUGGAAAUUAGAUUUUUAUAAAUAGAAUACAGACACCAUUAUACACAUUUUCGUUCUAAUCACACCAGAAGCAAACAUAUGUCCAAUGACUUCUAGGAAUCUAACAUUUGUCGGAGAUUGCAAUGUUUAGUAUAGGCAAAGCAUUUUAUUAAGCAAAUGUGCUUUAAAAGCUCCUUAAUAAUUGUCUAAUAUACUCUUUCUCUUUCUUUUUACAGGUGUAAUAUGGAUGCUGUACAACCCAAGGUCUUGUCAGAUAUUCAGAGUUGAAGCCCAUGUGAAUGCUGCUGAUGAAAGAGAAGAGGGACAUCCCUUUGUUGACUGCUGCUGAGACACUAAAUUCAGUCUGAGCUGGUUCUCUACUGAAAUUAGCAAAAUUACUACAAAACAAAAUGGACACCCCAAGCUAGUCUCUGUGUCCAGACACAAACUGUUGCACUGCCAUUUCUGUACUUCUCCAUUGCACUAUGGACGGUUGCUUUUUUAAUUAAUAUACAUAUAUAUAUGUAUAAAUAUAUAUUUAAUGAAUGGACUUCUACGUUCUGCCGAAGAGUGCACUGCCUGAGUUGUAUAUUUUGGAUUCAUUUGAGCCACUUCGUUGCUAAACUUCAGACAGACACUGCCUUCAUGUGUAUUUUGAUACUGAAAGAUGUUUUCUACUAGGUCAAAAAAUGUAUGCUAUUUUUUGAACUUGUAAAACUAUUUUUACGAUAUUUGUAAAGCUUGAGUAUUUGUGAUGUUCAUUUUCUUAAUUUAAACUUUGGUAAAUAUGUACAAAGGCACUUCGGGUCUAUGUGACUAUAUUUUUUUGUAUAUAUAUGUAUUUAUGGAAUAUUGUGCAAAUGGUAAUUGAUUUUUUUCUACUGGUUUUUGUUAAUGAAGGAAUUCAUUUUUAAACUAUUUUUCCAAAAU
Molecule: messenger RNA, 8692 nt
Organism: Pelobates cultripes (western spadefoot toad)
Lineage: Eukaryota; Metazoa; Chordata; Amphibia; Anura; Pelobatidae
Source: the annotation of a GenBank genome assembly